CGUAGGCUCGGGGAGGGGGUGGGGAGAAGAAGAGCUUGGGAGGAGCCGCUGCCGCCGCCGCCCGGACACCGAGCGGAUCCGGAUCCCUGCACCGCCGUCGCCGUCGUCAGCGGGGCCUGCUCAGCCGCGGUCGGAGUCCCGGCUCCCCGGGGGAGGCCGCGGGGGGAGGGGCGGUCCGGGAGCCGACGCGGGGAGGCGGCACCAUGACCGGGCGCGGCCACAACAAGCUGCCCACGACCGAGCGCAUCGUGAAGGCUGUCCCAUUUCCCCCCACGCAGCGGCUCACAUUGAAGGAAGUGUUUGAGGAUGGAAAGCCCAGGCUUGAUGUCUUGAAAAGCCACUUGGUGAAGGAAGGGCGGCUAGAAGAGGAUGCAGCAUUGAAGAUAAUCAAUGAUGGGGCUGCCAUUCUGAGGCAUGAGAAGACCAUGAUUGAAGUAGAGGCUCCAAUCACAGUGUGUGGUGACAUUCAUGGGCAGUUCUUUGACCUGAUGAAGUUGUUUGAAGUUGGAGGAUCACCCAAUAACACCCGCUACCUCUUCCUGGGAGACUAUGUGGACAGAGGCUACUUCAGUAUAGAGUGUGUGCUGUAUUUAUGGAGUUUAAAGAUAAAUCAUCCCAAAACGCUGUUCCUGCUUCGAGGGAACCAUGAGUGCAGGCACCUCACAGAAUACUUCACCUUUAAACAGGAAUGUCGAAUCAAAUAUUCGGAGCGAGUGUAUGAUGCAUGUAUGGAUACAUUUGACUGUCUUCCUCUUGCCGCCCUCCUAAACCAGCAGUUCCUGUGCGUCCAUGGAGGACUGUCUCCAGAAAUCACAUGUCUAGAUGACAUUAGGAAAUUAGACAGGUUUAAAGAGCCUCCAGCCUUUGGUCCGAUGUGUGACCUACUCUGGUCUGAUCCAUCAGAGGAUUACGGCAAUGAGAAGACGCUAGAGCAUUUCACUCACAACACUGUUCGAGGUUGCUCCUAUUUCUACAGUUACCCUGCAGUCUGUGAAUUUUUGCAAAACAAUAGUUUGUUAUCUGUAAUCCGAGCUCAUGAAGCCCAGGAUGCCGGGUACCGAAUGUACAGGAAGAGCCAGACAACAGGCUUUCCAUCGCUAAUCACGAUCUUCUCUGCACCAAAUUACCUAGAUGUGUAUAACAACAAGGCUGCUGUGCUGAAAUAUGAAAACAAUGUCAUGAACAUCAGACAGUUCAACUGUUCUCCACACCCCUACUGGCUUCCAAACUUCAUGGAUGUCUUCACAUGGUCUUUACCUUUUGUAGGGGAAAAGGUCACAGAGAUGCUGGUCAACAUCCUCAACAUCUGCUCUGAUGAUGAGUUGAUUUCAGAUGGUGAUGAAACUUUGGAAGAUCACUACAUUUCAAGCUAUCAGAAAGCAGGCACGACAGUCCGUAAGGAGAUAAUCAGGAAUAAGAUCAGAGCCAUUGGGAAGAUGGCGCGUGUUUUUUCAGUUCUCCGAGAGGAGAGUGAGAGCGUGCUGACUCUCAAGGGCCUGACUCCCACAGGUACUCUGCCCCUGGGAGUCCUCUCAGGGGGAAAGCAGACUCUACAGACUGCCACAGUAGAAGCGGUAGAGGCACGGGAAGCCAUCCGUGGAUUUUCACCGCAGCACAAGAUCCGCAGCUUCGAAGAAGCCAGAGGGUUGGACCGCAUUAAUGAACGCAUGCCGCCGCGCAAAGAUUCAAUGCACCCAGACGGGCCGGUGAACUUGGUAACCUCAACAAACUCUGCGGAAAAGAACGGCACAGGGAAGAAAGCUUAGUAAUGGUUCUAAUGCCCAAUCUGCACCACUAAAGGAUCCAAAACUUAAUGAAUUUUAUUUAUUUAUUAUUGGGGUGGGAUAGGGAUGGGGAGAAAUAAACUUAACCUGGAGGCACGUUCAUAAUCCAGUUUGCAUCCAUUCUGUAAGAAAGGUGACCAUUUUGUAAUUUUUUAAUUUAUGUUCAGUAUAUAAAAAGUCCAUCUUUUUUUUAAUUUAGAAACCAAUCUAAUUGCUAGUGCAUAUAUGAAGUGUUGUGCUGUACAGCUGACCUCUCCCCCACAGAAGGGGAACCUCUGAGGAAUUUAAAAAAAAAAAAAUCACACUGAGUCCCAAGCAACUUUGAUCUUGACUUUGGUACAGUUUUAAAUUAGCCUGUGCUUUCAAAAGCAGCAUCUUUCAUUUUAAAAUGUUUUCACAACUGUCUUCACGGAGUUUGCUGUUAUUUUCUUCGACUUUUAUUGUCUAGCUGCAGUCGCUGCUUUAGCAAUUGAUCUUGUGGAAGAUGGCAUGCUGCAUGGAGCGACUGGCUCAGACCCAGCCUUCUCUUUUUGGAAGACUUUAUCCUAGGUGACGUUAAAGUGGAUAGUUCAGAUUCCAGCUGGGGUGUUGGAUUAUCUCUUGGGGAUAAGGGUGUGAAUUUUCCAAAACUAGCGCAUUUUUCUUCAAGAUUCCAAUUUAUUCCAAUAGAACAAAAAAUCUCUUAGAAUGACCUGGAAGGUGGGCAUGGGAAAGCAUCCCCUUUAGUCGCCAUUCUUUCUAAAGCUUCUGGUUUUCAGACUCUGAAGCAAACCAUUUGCAUCGUUCCAUCAGAACAAACAACACUUGAAGUGCAUCUAAACACUCUUUACAGAACACUGUGCGUUUUGAUUUGUAGUCCAUUGAAACAGGAGUAGGUCAGUGCACACUAGGGAACAUUUAGUGCACAAUAGCAAUGUCCAUGUAGCCAAUUAGUGCACUAGGCUUUACACCCCAGCUUGCCGUGCACUAACUGUGUCUUGACAAGCCGUUGGUGUUGCCACAGACAGUAGCAACCAGAACACACACACACACACACACACACACACACACACACACGGGAUUAGGUGAGCAAGAACCUAGUGACUAGUGGAGGUAUGGACGAUGUAUGCUGCAUGGAAGAUGGUGAGCCAUCCAGGGAACAUCAGGGACUCCAUCUGAAAGAGGGAGUAAUUUACCUGGCCUCCGAUAAGUGGAUAGAUGGGAUGGGGAAGGAUUGGUGAUCCAUACUGAUCGUUGCCCCCUUCCCCUAAAUAUCUGUGCUGUUGAAUGGUCAGUGCAGAGAGGGACUUGUGAAACACGCACGUUCUUGGAAACAUCUGUUUCCUUUGCUUGUACUGAGGAGGGUAAUUUUUAGAGAAGGAAAGUGGCUUGGAGAACUCAGUGGAUCUGGGCUAGAGAUUCUUGAAGGCUGUUUUUAUAGUACAUCUCUUUAGUGAGUUGGGGGAAGGAGAUUUCUUUAGGUGAUGGUGGGUUUCUACUAUAAAUGCACACUGGGGAUGCCAAAAGAAUGGCCUCUAUACAUUGUAAAGUGUUUUGAAGUUGGAAUCUAAAUAAGCAAAGUACCCAGUUUGGUUCAUUUACUUAUUCAGACUUUGACUGAAUCCAUUUUUGAAACAGACCUUGAAAAAUCCAAACCUGGUUGCUUAUUUUUACAAAAUGCAAACUCCUCUCUUUCUGCCUUUCCCAUAUGGGUCAUUUUAGCUGAAUCCCCUCCUGCUUAUUACAUUGCAUCAAAGCAGCAUCACUCAAAUGCUAGGCCUUGGCUGCUUUUCGCUCCCCUUCCCACUUGAACAAAUGUAUGACAACAUCUACUGCCACCAAGCAGAUGAGCAGGGUUAAACUCUACCCUCUAGGUGAUCCAUGCACCCUGUUCUUUAUUUUGUCUUGAAGCCCCUUGAUGUUACUAUCUUCCCUUCAUGCUGUGGGCAUAGUCUUUGAUUCCAGUCCCAGAGGAAGGCAGCUGCCUCACAGGAAUCCUUUAAAUUGUCACUUCUAAUGAUAUGUCACAAACUUAAUUUCAUACCAGUUAUUUAGGACACUGCAUCUGAGCAGAAGGGGGUUUUAGCGAUGGACUCUUAAAGUCACGUGUCACCAUUUUUUUUUUUACAUGACUGCCGCUUUGUGAAAGUGAGUGUUUUUGGAAGGCUUGUCUUUUCUUACUCCUGUGUGGGGCAAGGGGUCCCUCUUGAUAUCCCUUUUCUUUCUAUGGCAUCUGUUCCAAAGCAGGAAUAGACUUAAACAUUGCAUCUUCCUUUUAAAACUGGCUGGUUGUGCAGUGUGCUAUCCUAGUGUGUAGUGCACACACUCUGACCUGGCUGAGAUCUUCUCUGAGCAGCAUCUCUGUUUCAAGAGCCAUGUGACAGGUACCAGAAUGAGAUUAAUCUGUCCCUUCUUAGGGGUUAGUGAAUAACCGGUGGGGGGGGGGGGGAAGGGAGUGUUUGGCUAGGUGGGAGCCCUCCUGUCCAUAGUAAUGUUGGGAGAAGACACUGCAAAGGUAUCCUCUGCUCAUCACCCUUCGAAAGCUUAACACUGAAAGUUGUUUCUGCCCCAGUUGCAACGGAAGCUUUGCUCAUGGAUUCCAGGUUGCUGGUGUUGGCUUUCUUGAAAAGAAAAGGCGUUUGUUCAUGAAACGCUGUCCUGUUCUGAGGUGUGGUUUUUUGUUUCUUUGUUUUUGUUUUUUAAAGCAGGUUGCAGUUCAGCCCUACCAGCUUCUGCUGUGACCCUCUUU
Chrysemys picta bellii (western painted turtle) is the source of this 4512-nucleotide messenger RNA. It is a transcript of the gene PPP3CC, whose product is annotated as protein phosphatase 3 catalytic subunit gamma. Gene Ontology annotation, cellular component: cytoplasm; calcineurin complex. Gene Ontology annotation, molecular function: calmodulin-dependent protein phosphatase activity; calmodulin binding. Gene Ontology annotation, biological process: calcineurin-mediated signaling. The record is from RefSeq and is a predicted model, not a curated record. NCBI's taxonomy places the organism in Eukaryota, Metazoa, Chordata, Testudines, Emydidae.